GUAGUGAUGGUGAGCACUUGGAUCUAUUCGGGCAGCAGUGCGAAGGUUAAGCUGUCCACGGUACAGCGCCUGACGGUCUGCUGGUUCAUGCUGUGCGGGUGCAUCCAUUUGAUCCUGGAGGGGUGGUUCAGUGUCUUCCACAACAGCAUAGCCGGGGACCAAUCCUUCCUGUCUCAGCUUUGGAAGGAGUACAGCAAGGCAGACAGCCGUUAUGUCUCGGCCGACACCUUCACCGUGAUGAUGGAGACAGUGACGGCCUGGCUGGAGGGUCCGGGGUGUUUCCUCGUUGCCGCGGGUUACGUCAACAACAGCCCAAACCGCUACGUUCUCCAGCUCCUGGUGUCCACGGGACAGCUCUACGGCACCGUCCUCUACGUCGGGAACGAGGUCAAGGACGGGUUCGUCCACGGCCCGCUGUGGGACCCAAUGUACUUCUGGUUCUACUUCGUGGUGAUCAACAGCCCAUGGGUGAUCCUCCCCACGCUGCUAAUGGUUCAGUCCUACGGGAAGAUGGUGCAGGGUCAGGCGCAAAUGGACAGGGCAGCGAAGGGGAAGAAGAAGAAAUAAGAACUGGACGAGAAUUGUAGCCUCAGAGGAUUCUGUUACAAUGGGAACAGAUGUAGCCUCCUGAUUAGAGGAUUUUGUAACUGCUGUGACUGCUUGAAGUAAAUUAUUUGCUGACAAAUGGCUGAACAUGAAAUCAAAAGCUUCUAUCGGACUUGUCUUGAUAUAGAUAUAGUUACAUAGUUUUUAUAGAUAAUUUGUGUGGCUC
Messenger RNA from Branchiostoma belcheri (Belcher's lancelet), 772 nucleotides. Its product is annotated as 3-beta-hydroxysteroid-Delta(8),Delta(7)-isomerase-like. Gene Ontology annotation, molecular function: cholestenol delta-isomerase activity; C-8 sterol isomerase activity; steroid Delta-isomerase activity. Bases 7 to 567 code for a protein of 186 amino acids. Gene Ontology annotation, biological process: cholesterol biosynthetic process. NCBI's taxonomy places the organism in Eukaryota, Metazoa, Chordata, Leptocardii, Amphioxiformes, Branchiostomatidae. The transcript is spliced from 3 exons. The record is from RefSeq and is a predicted model, not a curated record. Gene Ontology annotation, cellular component: membrane; endoplasmic reticulum.